AUGAUGAAUGAGAUAUAUAAAUCCAUCCCUGAGCUAGAACGUCAGAUGGGCCAGAUAGCAGUUUCUCAAACUAUCAGAUCACAAGGUGCUCUUCCAAGAAAUACUGAAAAGAAUCUGAAAGAACAACUUCACGUUGGCUAUUUAAGGAAUGGAAGACAACUGGAGGAAGUUCCACUAAAGAAUAAAAAGGUAAAUGCUGAAUUAAUCCCUACUAAGAGGAUAGAGACCGAACAAAAGAAUGCUAAGAAUGUUGCAGAGCAGCCAGAGGUGGUAGCGUGUAGACCACCAUCACCGUUCCCACAGAGACUCCAGAAGCAGAAAGUAGAUUCAGCUUGUAAGAUAUUUCUUAAGAUCUUGAAACAAGUAAAUAUCAACAUCCCUUUGGUGAACACUUGCAAGAGGUCCUGGAAUAUGCUAAGCCCAGAAUAUGCUAAGUACAUCAAAUAUGUUGUUGCAAAUAAAAUAUGUCUGACAGAGUUCGAGAUUGUAGCACUCAUCGAAGAGUGCAGUUCCAGAGUGAGGAGUAAAAUUCCUCCAAAGCUGAAGGAUCCAGGUAGUUUCACUAUUUCCAUCACUAUUGGGAACGUUGACGUUAGGCGACCAUUAUGUGACUUGAGUGCUACUAUCAAUUUUGAUGCCUACUUUUGUGUUGAAAACGUUAGGUUUGGGUGA
Messenger RNA from Lycium barbarum (goji berry), 672 nucleotides. RefSeq lists its product as uncharacterized. The transcript has a single exon. The record is from RefSeq and is a predicted model, not a curated record. NCBI's taxonomy places the organism in Eukaryota, Viridiplantae, Streptophyta, Magnoliopsida, Solanales, Solanaceae. The coding region runs from base 1 to 672 and encodes 223 amino acids.